Messenger RNA from Scomber scombrus (Atlantic mackerel), 2220 nucleotides. It is a transcript of the gene ogfod3, whose product is annotated as urotensin-2 receptor 2. Gene Ontology annotation, cellular component: membrane. Gene Ontology annotation, molecular function: oxidoreductase activity, acting on paired donors, with incorporation or reduction of molecular oxygen; L-ascorbic acid binding; iron ion binding. The record is from RefSeq and is a predicted model, not a curated record. NCBI's taxonomy places the organism in Eukaryota, Metazoa, Chordata, Actinopteri, Scombriformes, Scombridae. Bases 105 to 1070 code for a protein of 321 amino acids. The transcript has 9 exons.
CAGGUGGUGGUGGCGGGGUGUAUAAUAUGGUUAGCAGGCAGGCAGGGUGUAGACGUGCAGGACUGGGUUUUCUAAAUGCUACGGAGCAGAAGUUUUGAGUCGAAAUGGUGUUACCGCGACAGAGAAAUGCGAAAGGCUCCAAUGCCACCGAGAUAGAGAAGAAAAUUAAAAGGGGUAACGCACUACGGCAGGGAUCCACAUGGAGAAGUUCCCGAGGCCUCAUGGCCUUGCUGCUGGUUGCUCUGUCUGUGUUUGUGGUGGCUGGUUGGCUGUACGUGACCUCUCUGGACAGUGACAUCACAGAAACACUGGUCAGCAAGGGUGAGCUGGUCUCUCCCCAGCCCAGAGUCUACAGUGUCCAGUGCUCUGAAGACUAUGAGAACUACCAACGCUAUCCAGGAUGCACCCCUCAGAAGUGUGGUCGUGCAGUUACAGACAACGUGGUAACAAGGGAGGAAGCUCAGGUCCUCAAGAGGCUGGCUGAGAGGGGGCUUGCACUGGCUGGCUCAGAUGGAGGAGCCUCCAUACUGGAUUUGCACUCUGGAGCGUUGUCAAUGGGAAAACAGUUUGUCAACAUCUACAGGUACUUUGGGGAUCAGAUCGGGGAGGUGUUCACUCAGGAGGAUUUCGAGCUUUACAGAAAUGUACGCAAGCGAAUUCAAGCAGCUAUCGCCGAGACAUUUGAUUUGGACCCAACUCUGAUGUACCUCACCAAGCCCACCUUCUUCUCCAGAAUCAACAGCACGGAAGCCAAGACCCAGCAUGACGAGUACUGGCACCCACACAUAGAUAAGGUGACUUAUGGCUCUUUUGACUACACCUCCCUCCUGUACCUGUCUGACUAUGGCUCUGACUUCACUGGAGGAAGAUUUAUCUUCAUGGACCAAAACGCCAACCGGACAGUGGAACCACUGGCAGGACGAGUCUCUUUCUUCUCUUCCGGCUCGGAGAACCUCCACCGCGUAGAAAGGGUGACAUGGGGGACGAGAUACGCCAUCACCGUGUCCUUCACCUGCGAUCCUGCACACGGCAUCUCCGACCCCGCCAUGCCCGAAGACACCCAUGGGUGACGGUGACAGCGCUGCCCACUGGCUCGAUGAAGCCCUGCAGUAGAGAUGGGGAGCGUGGGGGUAGGGAAAGAAAGAGGGGAGGAAAAGAGUGAUGAACUGCGAUUUUAUACGUCGGUUGUACUUGCAACAAUCAUAAACUUUAGCUGCAUGGUCAAUAUCUCUAAUUUAUUUUUAUAUUAUAGAUAUUGACCUGCUGUCUGUUAUGAUUGUGCCACAGAAAAAAAGGCCACAUACUUGCACCCUCUCUUUUGUUAGAGGUCUUUUCUUAUUUUUUAGACCCUUGUCUAUUUUUAUCCAAUUUUCUACAGCAGUAGCUUUUUUUUAAAUCAUAAUCGCUGGUAUUAGACCUGUUUGAGUUCCCCACAGGUUUCCACAAUCCGCUCUUCUUGAUCGUUGGGGGUUGGCUUCAGCAAAAAUUGCUUCUCGGCUAAAACGGUUUAAACAAGGCUAAAGUGGGAUUGUGUUUUUUUGGCAUGUCUGUGUAUUUUUUUUUUUAUUUUAAGAAGUGAGCUGUCAAUUCCUAAAAGAAGAGAUAUCAAUCUGGUGAAUCACCUACUGAAUCACAAAGUCUCCACUCACUGUGGCCCCCCCAUAGGAAUACUCAUGACCCAAGAGGUGUUUUCUUCUAAGAAGAACCCUCUUCUUAUACAGGAGUGAUUGCUCUUUCUAUUACUUUACCAUUUGUUUCAAUUUGGUCUGUGAGAACGGUCUGAAAUAAAAUACUGACGGAACAAAAAGUUUCUCUCUCUCUCUGUCUCUCUCUCUCACUUUCAGUACUCAAAGUUAUUGGUGUUUCUUCUGUUUUCUCUGCUUGAUUAUUAAGAAACCAGCACACUUCACUUGUCAGAAUAGUAUUUAGUUUUUCAUUAAAUGAACAAGUGUAAUUCUUGUGUACACCUUUUAUUGAUUUCUAUUGGAGUCUUAUCUGCUCUUCCUGUGAGUUCCAGACACUUGCAAUUGCUUGACUGAUCAAACACAUUCAUCUGUUCAAGAAGUCAUUGUGCUUGCCUUUCUUAUUUUCCGCACAGCUGCUCAGGACAAACCACUGUCUCCGUUCUCAUGUCUCCUUUAUAGAUUCUAGACUCUAGUGUCCAUCAUUGUGUGUAUACAAUAUAUGCCAAAAAAGGGCUACUUUAAUCUUUACCUUUUA